CGGCCUGCAGAACUGCUCGCUACUUUCAAACCUGGUUCGUGUUGGAUGUCGGAGGCUGCUGCUCCUCUCGGGGCGGCCCUCUUGGGCUUCGUGUAUGCGCUGCCUCACCUCAACAGGUUCCCCGGACCAUAUAGAUUCACAACAACGGCGGCGCUCGCAGCAGAGACGGAAAAUGCCUUCAAGCUGCUGAUGCUCAAGGUGCUGCCCCGCCAGCAGGCGCAGCCCCUGCAGCCAGCACAACCGCCGGCCCUGCUACAGCCGCAACAGAAGCCGCCGCUGCAACUGCAGCCAGCCAGCGGCCAG
Messenger RNA from Chlorella variabilis, 303 nucleotides. Its product is annotated as expressed protein. The transcript has 2 exons. The annotation marks the transcript as partial. NCBI's taxonomy places the organism in Eukaryota, Viridiplantae, Chlorophyta, Trebouxiophyceae, Chlorellales, Chlorellaceae. The record is from RefSeq and is a predicted model, not a curated record.